Molecule: messenger RNA, 1146 nt
Organism: Mercenaria mercenaria
Lineage: Eukaryota; Metazoa; Mollusca; Bivalvia; Venerida; Veneridae
Product: proteasome assembly chaperone 1-like
Exons: 6
Coding region: 70-894 (274 amino acids)
Biological process (GO): proteasome core complex assembly
Cellular component (GO): endoplasmic reticulum
Molecular function (GO): proteasome binding
Source: RefSeq, a predicted model, not a curated record
UACAGUGAAUAAAUGUGAAAUUUACAGUCGUUUCUAUGAGAAUAACAAAACCAGUCUGGAGGCUUCAAAAUGGCGACUUUCUUCGGAGAAGUUGUGCCAACAUUUUCAAGAGCUGUUGAUGAUGACGAAGACGAGUUAGAAUCACCAAUAAUAUCAACAACCAAUGUUAGAUGGUCUCCAGUUGUUCGUGCAGAGUUGCUAAAGAAGCCUGAUGGGAAAUUACCAUGUCAGAUUCUUAUAAUUGCAAUUGGUCCAGCUGCUGCAGGGUUUGUUCAGGCUUAUGUUUUACAUGAAGAUUACUAUAUAGUUGGGGCAUUAUUCAGUGGACUGGAAGAAACUGACAUUAACACAUUUGAUCAGAUGUCACCGUCAGACAAGACAUGUUAUAUCUACAGAUCUAGAAGUAUUCCGGAUGCUUUUCUAUGUUUGUGUAAAACAGAUGUCACACCAGAACAGUCCUAUUCAUUUACAGAACAGUUAUUUUCUUGCAUCAGUACAGAGUCUUCACAUUUCUACAUGUCAAUAUUGUGUUCAUGCAUGACAAGUGAAUAUAAAAGUGAUAUACCAGUCUCUGACAUGAAUCCUCCAUUUCUACGAUCAUUAAAGACUACAAAGUUUCCUGGAACACCGUUAGGCCCUUAUCUUGAACAACCUAACCUUGUCUCUGGAUUACCAGCUCAAUUGUUAACAUAUGCACAGAUGAUGGACGUUAAAGCAGUGUUAUACAUCUGUUACACAGAUUCCAUAUAUCCAGACUCAUCCUCCAUGAAAAUAUUUUACCCACUUCUUCAGUCUACUCCUAUAAGAGAUCUUAUACAGGAAAAUCCAAAGGCAGAAGAAGUUUUGAAGAAGAUAGUUGAACUUUAUUCUGUUAAAAACACUAUGUAUUUAUGAUACUGGAUACACCUGUCUCGUUUACAAUGUUUAAAUUGCUAAAGGCAAGAGGUUUUCUUGUUGCCAGAGAUACCUCAGUGAAAGCUUGUCCUGAGAAUUCACAAGACGGAUCUUUAGAGAGCAUCACAGUGCUUUAUAUCAGCAUAGUGCUGGACACUUGUGUUCAGAUUUUAACAAUUAUGCGACAAUGGCUUUUUGAAAAGGGAUUGCUGGACUUCCUGUCAGAAAGAGCUAAUAAACCCAACAAAUGCA